AUGCCGGUAUCUACGGCUCUCAAGUGCUAUAUUUGUCCAAAAAAGCCUAACUUUAGCGAUGUGUCCCAUCUGCUAACCCAUGUCAGCUCCAAGGGGCAUUUGUCCCAUUACUUCAAACUGCAAGUUCGCAGUCACCAGGAGCCGGAGGCUGGCCAGCUCCUAGCAGAGUAUGACCAGUGGUAUCAGGAUCAUAAUCUUGCCGGCUUACUUUCUGAUCGUAUGAUGACCAAAGAGGCCAGAAAAGACAAAGGCCGCAACUCUUCGGCCCUUUACAAUAAUAAAACCCUACCCGACCGCAGAGCCUCAACAUCCAUGCUUCCUCCAUCUGGUUUCGUUCAUGCCAGUCAACGUCCCAUUCCAAGCUACGUCGAUCCGGAGCUGUCUCAGCCCUUUGUUGCCAUGACUAAUGGCCAUGCAACCGAUCCCCGUAUGCAAUUGUGGCCUAUGGCCCCAAAGCGGAGGUCUCUCCCAACCCGACCUACAGCAUUAAUGGGGUGGACGGUCGGCUCACCGGGCUCAGAUGAAAACGAUAAUCAAGAGAUGAGCCCCUUAUCUCUAAGAAAGCGGCAAUCAAUUGACUGGCAUAUGCCGCCUCGGACCUCCCACUUUCGGCCUACGACACCAGACCCCUUUGUCGAUGAUGCCAGCUACGAAGAAGAUUAUGAUGACGACGAUGACGAAAGUGAGCAGAGGGAUGAAAUCACAAAGCUAAAAGGAGUAUUCUGGCCUGGCAUGGAUAUAUUCGAUUCUGCCACAGAGCAGAUGAGACGAAAGCGUAACCAAAAGAAGGAUGGAAGUGUUUUGAAACAGAUGGAAAAAACUUCGGAAAUGGUUGAAGCGACAGAACUUGUGUUUUCUCCUGGAGGCACUUUACGCAAGGCCCGUCAGAUCACAGGCAUGGUGGACGAGAGCAGUCCUCUUAAAGGUGAAACUCCGAUACCGAAAAAACGCCCUAGCCGCCCGAAACGACAACCCCUUUCCCAAGGUAACGCAAACAGGAUUUUAAGAAGUAACAAUAACAUGAACGGAAAGCUUGGAAGUCGGCGACAAACUAUCAAUCCGGAACAUUUUUCCCGACGUGGUCUGUCAUAUGUCGGCAGCCCACAACACGCCCGCCGGAGUGCGCAUUUUGGCACAGGUUUUGGUGCACGAGACGAGGAUUUUAGGUUGUCAUAUUCCGAUUUGGAACAGAAGCCGCCUCGAGAGUUUGCGAUUUUCAAUGACGGAACAGAAGCGAGCCAUUGUGGCAGUGCCAUAAAUGGGAACAAGGCUUACUACAACCCUUUGGGUAAUGCCGGCCACUUCGCCUUGAACCACCAGCCAAAACCCUUUCGUAACGGUGCCCACCAUGGCCUUAAAUCGUUCUCUAAUUCCAAUUCCAUCCAUAUGCCAGAGUAUCGUGGCAAAGAGAACAUUGAGCCAAUAGUCACCCAGAAACCCGAUGGUCAGUAUAUUCAGAACCCGAGUUGGGACUCAACGCCGCUCGCAUCAGAGAGUCGGUAUGGCACUCAAUAUAUGUACGGAGCAGGUUUCCAAGGUUACGGCUCUUUCGGAGAAAACGAAUCAUUUGGGUAUUCAUCCAACCCUCUUAGCUGUUCGCUUUCACACAUUCAACACAACGAGGAUGAAAAACAUUGCACAAGCCUUGUAAUGACAGGUCUGCUUCAGUCUCCCGAACGCAAGCUAACUAAGAGUUGCCGAAACGUCUCGCCUGAUGGGACUGUGUCUGAGCUGGACCAAGACGAUAUUGGACGGAUGUACCUCAACGACUUUACGGCAUAA
Ophidiomyces ophidiicola is the source of this 1782-nucleotide messenger RNA. RefSeq lists its product as uncharacterized. Lineage: Eukaryota; Fungi; Ascomycota; Eurotiomycetes; Onygenales; Onygenaceae. The transcript has a single exon. Bases 1 to 1782 code for a protein of 593 amino acids. The record is from RefSeq and is a predicted model, not a curated record.